AUCGACAUAUCGCGCAUGAUGCAACCGUGUCUCACUGCCCCCGCGACACGGCGCUCCCCCGCGCGGCGCGGCGCCCCGUGACGAUGCGUUGGCCCACUCCCGCAACCUUCCAAACCAAAAACCCCUCGUCGCCGCCGUGCACUCAACCGGAAUGCUUGCGUUUGCGUGAGCUCCAAAACCCCCACACCCCACUCGCCAACGCCAAAGCCAUCGGCGGCGUGGACUCCUCCCAGAAAUCCGUAGAUAGGUGGCGUCCUAGCGAUCGGGAGCGGAGAUGGCUGCUGCUGCUGCGGCUGCGGCGGCGGCGGCGGCCGAAGUGGGGAAGCGGGUGCUCGACACGGGCUGGCUCGCCGCGCGCUCCACCGAGGUGGCCCUCACCGGCGAGCAGCUCACCACCACCGACCCGCCGCCCGCCGACCCGGAGCCGACGGCACCCUGGAUGCACGCCGCCGUCCCCGGCACCGUGCUGGGGACGCUGCUGAAGAACAAGCUGAUCCCCGACCCCUUCUACGGCCUCAACAACGAGUCGAUCAUCGACAUCGCCAAAUCCGGGAGGGGGCACUACACCUUCUGGUUUUUCACCACCUUCCAGUGCGCUCCGGCUGGACACCAGCAUGUGAGUUUAAACUUUCGUGGAAUAAACUAUUCAGCUGAAGUGUAUUUGAAUGGGCAUAAAGAGGUACUUCCAAAAGGAAUGUUCCGAAGGCACACCCUCGAUAUUACUGAUGUUCUUCGUCCGGAUGGUAAAAAUCUGCUUGCUGUUCUUGUUCAUCCUCCUGUUCAUCCUGGUGCAAUUCCUCCUCAAGGAGGUCAGGGUGGUGAUCAUGAGAUUGGGAAGGAUGUUGCUACUCAAUAUGUUGAAGGAUGGGACUGGAUGUGUCCAAUAAGGGAUCGAAACACUGGUAUCUGGGAUGAAGUAUCAAUAUCCGUAACUGGGCCUGUGAGGAUAAUGGACCCCCACCUAGUUUCAACUUUUUAUGAUGAUUUUAAGAGGUCAUAUCUGCACUGCACGCUUCAGUUGGAGAACAGAAGUUCAUGGCUUUCAGAUUGUAAAUUGAAAAUUCAAGUUUCAACUGAACUCGAGGGGAACAUUUGCCUGGUGGAACAUCUACAGAGUUAUGAGAUAUCAGUUCCUCCUAACUCAGUUCUAGAGUACACUAUUCCUCCUUUGUUCUUCUAUAAGCCAAACCUGUGGUGGCCGAAUGGCAUGGGAAAGCAAUCCUUAUACAAUGUUGAGAUUGGUGUGGAUGCCAAUGGAUUCGGUGAAUCUGAUUCAUCGAAUCAUCAUUUUGGAUUCCGUAAGAUUGAGAGUACAAUUGAUGGUUCUACCGGUGGGAGGAUCUUCAAGGUAAAUGGUGAACCUGUUUUCAUCCGAGGAGGGAACUGGAUAUUGUCAGAUGGCCUUCUUCGAUUAACAAGGAAGCGGUAUAUGACUGACAUCAAGUUUCAUGCUGAUAUGAACUUUAAUAUGCUUCGCUGUUGGGGUGGUGGAUUAGCAGAAAGGCCUGAUUUUUAUCAUUUUUGUGAUAUCUAUGGUUUGAUGGUUUGGCAGGAAUUCUGGAUAACUGGAGAUGUUGAUGGACGAGGAAUUCCAAUAUCAAAUCCAAAUGGUCCUUUGGACCAUGAUCUCUUCCUUCUAUGUGCUAGAGAUACUGUCAAAUUACUUAGGAAUCAUGCUAGCCUAGCUCUAUGGGUUGGUGGAAAUGAACAAGUCCCACCAGUUGACAUUAACAAAGCACUGAAGAAUGAUCUGAAGUUACAUCCUAUGUUUGUAAGUAACCAUACAACAAAAAGUCCAGGAAAGGAUAUAUCAGAAGACCCAACUGACCCAAGUAAAUACCUUGAUGGCACUCGAGUGUACGUCCAAGGAUCAAUGUGGGAUGGUUUUGCCAAUGGGAAAGGCGACUUUACUGAUGGUCCAUAUGAGAUUCAAUAUCCAGAGAGCUUUUUCAAGGACAGUUUCUACAAAUAUGGGUUUAAUCCUGAAGUUGGGUCUGUUGGGGUUCCAGUUGCAGCAACAAUUAGAGCAACAAUGCCCUCAGAAGGUUGGAGCAUUCCAAUUUUUAAGAAGAGGAUCGAUGGGUACAUAAAUGAAGUACCAAAUCCAAUAUGGGAUUACCACAAGUACAUCCCCUACUCAAAACCAGGGAAAGUCCAUGAUCAGAUUGAACUGUAUGGCCAUCCAAGUGAUCUCGACGAUUUCUGUGAAAAAGCACAAUUGGUCAAUUAUGUUCAGUACAGAGCACUUCUGGAAGGAUGGACUUCUUUCAUGUGGACAAAGUUUACAGGUGUUUUAAUUUGGAAGACACAAAAUCCAUGGACUGGGCUACGAGGACAGUUCUAUGAUCAUCUCCUAGAUCAAACAGCUGGGUUUUAUGGUUGCCGUUGUGCUGCUGAACCAAUUCAUGUACAGCUGAAUUUGGAUAGUUACUUCAUAGAGGUGGUAAACACUACAGCCGAUGAACUUCGGGAUGUGGCUGUCGAAAUUUCAGCAUGGGAUCUAGAUGGCGCGUCCCCAUAUUACAGAGUUACUGAGAAAAUAGCAGUGCCACCAAAAAAAGUGCAGCAAGUCACGGAGAUGUCAUAUCCUAAGACGAAGAACCCAAAGCCUGUAUAUUUUCUACUUCUCAAACUUUUUAAGCUGUCAGACAACCAGGUACUCUCCAGGAACUUUUACUGGCUACAUCUUCCUGGAAAAGACUACAAGUUGUUGGAACAGUAUCGUCAGAAACAGAUACCACUGAAGAUCAACUCUAAGAUUUCCAUCUCAGGCUCUGGAUACAAGGUCAGAAUGUCCAUAGAGAACAGAUCAAAGAAACCAGAAAACGCUAACGUAUCAACCAUGAAUCUAGCCGAUGCAAACGGUUCCGACAGAACCGGAGAAGAAGCCAUCCAGGAUGGACAUAGCAGUGGCCUGUGGGGGAAAAUCCGCAGAGGCCUCAUCAUCACAAGGUCAGAUGACAACGUAAGAACAGUGGAGGUGAAAGGGGCCGAUUCAGGCGUCUCGUUUUUCCUCCAUUUCUCGGUACACACAUCUGAGCCAUCAUCCAGUCAGGAUGUUUACAAGGACACAAGAAUCCUCCCUGUCCACUACUCCGACAACUACUUCUCCCUCGUACCGGGGGAGAAGAUGGCCAUCGACAUCUCGUUCGAGGCCCCCCAGGGAUCCACCCCCAGGGUCAUUCUGAAAGGCUGGAACUAUCACCUGGACCAUGCAGUGACGUUAUAGUAAGAGUACUUCAACUAGCCUGUCAAAAUGUGGCCGUGUCGGGGACGGGACAAGAUCCCACAGAGCAAGUAGUACAUCUCCCUACAAUAAAGUGCAGGUAGCGACUUCAAAUCGUGACAUUGCAUGAGCAGUGGGUGUGAAUUAUUUGUGGUGCCCAUCACCUCCGUGAUUCCGUCAGAGACGAUCUCAGACGCUCAGGCUCCUGCGUUGUUGACGGUGUCGGCGCCAACCAACAACUUGGGUAAAUGUUUGUUUGGGCCAGAACCAUUAAUAAAAGGGUCACCGUAGUACAAUCAUCGACCCCUGCAUCCAGAUGCAGCGACGCAAACGGGGCUAGCAUAUGCAUUUCUAUCCAUUUUUUCUGCUGCCAUUCAUUUCCAUUGAAUCUGGACGAGAGAAUCAUGGCAUUCCUGUUACUCCGAUACUUCCUCCGUCUGGCGUUUGUAAGACUAUCAUACGGGUAGUUGUGUAAACAAACUAACAGAGGUCUUUUGUACGGCUCUUUGUAAAGAAAAUGGAAUCUGUGUGCUCCUAUUAAAUAUGGCUUUAUGAGUCUAAGCACAUUGAAGAUCAGCUCCUGUAUUUUUAUAUAACUAGCUUCGUGGCUUUCU
This is a messenger RNA of Oryza sativa Japonica Group (Japanese rice), 3840 nucleotides long. Its product is annotated as mannosylglycoprotein endo-beta-mannosidase. NCBI's taxonomy places the organism in Eukaryota, Viridiplantae, Streptophyta, Magnoliopsida, Poales, Poaceae. Gene Ontology annotation, molecular function: hydrolase activity, hydrolyzing O-glycosyl compounds. The record is from RefSeq and is a predicted model, not a curated record. Gene Ontology annotation, biological process: carbohydrate metabolic process.